Messenger RNA from Theobroma cacao (cacao), 1010 nucleotides. It is a transcript of the gene RAD52-2, whose product is annotated as cobalt ion-binding protein. Gene Ontology annotation, molecular function: DNA binding. Gene Ontology annotation, biological process: double-strand break repair via homologous recombination. The record is from RefSeq and is a predicted model, not a curated record. NCBI's taxonomy places the organism in Eukaryota, Viridiplantae, Streptophyta, Magnoliopsida, Malvales, Malvaceae.
UGGUAGGUGUAGUGUAUGACUGUAGUUGGCAAAGCGAAUAAAUAAUAGGCAGUUGGCAUCAAACGGGAUUGGGAUUUGGAAAAAUGGCAUUGCAAUUGCGAAGCGGCAGCGUCUUCCUCUCGCAAUGUUGGCCGCAGCUCUGGUGCGAUGACGUCAAUAAUAAUAGCAAGAGGAAUGGGCGGUUCGUAUUGCCGGCAGUGGGCAAGGGGAGAGCGCGAUUCAGCGGCCUUGUCCAUUGCAGCAGCAGCAGCAGCAGCAGUAAUAGCAGCGGCGAUGCUAAAAAGGGAGUCCCUAAUUCGAACUACGUGGUGCCUCUGGACAAGUCCUUUUCGCCCUCCAACUCCUCCUGCAUCACUCGCCCUCUGGUUGAAAUUCUGCGCGAUCUCAACAAGCGUAUCCCUGAUAACAUCAUCAAGCCUCCUUCCAACUCUUCCACCUUUCUCCCCUGGUACCAUGCCAAUCGCAUGUUGAGCUUCUAUGCCCCUGGAUGGUGCGGAGAAGUACGUGAUGUUAUAUUCGCUGAGAAUGGAACCAUCACUGUUGUAUACCGACUCACGAUUCGAGGAUCUGACGGAGAGGCACAUCGUGAGUCCACUGGCACGGUAUCAUCCAGCGACAUUAACAUCGUAGAUCCCGUUGCUGCAGCGGAAGAAAUAGCUUUCUGCAGGGCAUGUGCACGAUUUGGUCUUGGUUUGUACCUUUAUCAUGAAGAAUAGAUGCUACAGAGAGCAUGGAGGGUGACCUUCCAAAUAUGUCUAGUUCUUUAACUAUUUGUUUGAGAACUUGGUUGUCCUUUUAAAUUUCUGCUUUCCUUGAUGUAAAUAAUCAGGUUUAUGAGAUUAUGCAGUAUGGUAUGUGGAAAACCAAAUGUUUCAGUCGAUCAAAUUUUGAUGGACCAAUCGCUCAACAGCUUUUCAACAUAAGAUGGCGAUUACUGAGAAAAAUAGUUGCCAUUAACUGUAGUCCUGUAAUUUUUGUUUUAUUAGAUUGCAUCCUGAAAUAAAGGAAUC